AUGUUCAAGACCAAACCGCUAGGCUCUCUCAAGAGCAUCCUCCCGCCAAUCCACCAGCCCCUCCCUCUCAACCAGCGCGAAUCCCAGAAGCUCCUCAAUGUGCUCAAAGCCUCAUUUCGAGCCCAUCUAGACAGAGAGCACGGAUGGACUCCCGAUACCAACCAGGUCGCGCCGGCCACGCCGACCGUCACCUAUCUGCCCUCCGCCUCUCCCGCCUCCUCCAAAGAUGUACCAGCCCGUCCGACGGAUAAGCAUAUGCGCGCCAUUCUAGAGAAUCCCCUCUUCAACAACAAGGCCUUUGUGUCACGCUCUGUUGCCGCCCCUGCCCCAGCAGUUAGGAACAACCGCAACGAGAUCUUCCAGUUGGCCGUGUCCAAGGGCAUCAUGAACAUCCAGCGCGCGCUCGGCUUCCUCCUGGCCGUGCAGAACGACAUUCAACUCUCCGCCGCCGUCUCCGUCACCCAGAGCAUGAAGGAAUCCGGCGCCGGUCUGCUCGUCCUGCGCUGGCUCCGUUCAUCGGGCGAGGAGCGCUCGCUCAGCUUCCUCGGCAACCGCACCUUCACCCGUCUUCUGCUGCGCUACAUGGUAGCCGAAGGUGUGGAUGAGCUCGCCUGGUCCUGGUUCCAGCGGCUGUUGAACGAGCCCGCGCUCACCACGGGUAAUCCCGAGCGGGCCGCCUACCCCGCCAUCCUCCUGGACAGCCUCAUCAUGGCCAAGUCCCAGGCCAUCGAGCUGGACGAGGCAUACACGUCCAUGCUGCGCGGCAAGGAGGUUAUCGACAACACCUCGGCCUCCACCCAGCACCUCGUCCAGGCCUGGCGCAAACUUUGCUGGCAAACCACGGGGCAGUCGUACAAGCACCAGAUCCCGCCGGCUUCCUUGUUCGAGUCCUUCGUCGCCGUCCACGACAAGCUGCCCAAGCCCUUGCCCAUGUCAGUGGCGCAUCUGACGCUGUAUCAUCCUACGAACCCAUCGUCAAAACUGGCGCUGGAGUAUCUCAAGAAUGACCAUGUGUGGAAUGUCAAGCUGUCGAACUGCAAGUCGGAUAAUCCCGAGUCAAGAUUCAUUACCAGCCUGGCGUCGUUGACGCUGGAUACGAUACAGAAUUUGAUGCAGACCGGAAGGUUUACGGAGGCGCAAAAGUUGAUGGAGCGGUUCAAGACGCAUUUGGCGCCGAUAGGACCGCAUCUUGGGGCUAUUGCUUUUUGA
This is a messenger RNA of Neurospora hispaniola, 1209 nucleotides long. RefSeq lists its product as uncharacterized. The transcript has a single exon. The record is from RefSeq and is a predicted model, not a curated record. Lineage: Eukaryota; Fungi; Ascomycota; Sordariomycetes; Sordariales; Sordariaceae. The coding region runs from base 1 to 1209 and encodes 402 amino acids.